AUGUCGCUGUACGUGGGGGCCGCCAACACCAUAUUCCUGUUCGUGGCCGUCUGCACCGCAUAUGGCAUCGGGUCAUGCGCCGUGGGGCAGACAGCGCGGCUGCCGCUGGUGGCAGAGGCGGCUGAGUCGCAGAUGCGCGACUGA
Molecule: messenger RNA, 144 nt
Organism: Monoraphidium neglectum
Lineage: Eukaryota; Viridiplantae; Chlorophyta; Chlorophyceae; Sphaeropleales; Selenastraceae
Exons: 2
Coding region: 1-144 (47 amino acids)
Source: RefSeq, a predicted model, not a curated record